Molecule: messenger RNA, 6727 nt
Organism: Centrocercus urophasianus (Greater sage-grouse)
Lineage: Eukaryota; Metazoa; Chordata; Aves; Galliformes; Phasianidae
Gene: ZNF438
Product: zinc finger protein 438
Exons: 4
Coding region: 3180-5579 (799 amino acids)
Biological process (GO): regulation of transcription by RNA polymerase II
Cellular component (GO): nucleus
Molecular function (GO): DNA-binding transcription factor activity, RNA polymerase II-specific; sequence-specific DNA binding
Source: RefSeq, a predicted model, not a curated record
AUUGAUUCUGUUCUCAGCUUAUUUGAAAGGUGAGCAAGAAUGUAGUUGGAAAAUAUUUCAUGACUUAUUCAUAAAAUAGUUCUACUUGACCUUUUGUGCUGCUCAGUUUCUAAAGAAUUCUGCCUUCAUUUUUGUAGCAGAUUCCAUCAUUAUUGUCUCCUGAACUUAACAAAAAAAGAGUCUAUUAAUUACCACUUACGUUAGGUGUCUCAGGAUUUUGUCCAGGUUGAUGUGAUCUUGAUUGUCCUAUUAAAAAGGAUUUUACAUUGACAUCAACUUUACAAUGAAUGAAUUAGUGUUUGGUCUGUUUGAUUCUUGAAAUUCACUUAAAGAAAUUUAAACUGGCAGGUCUUCCAAAAAAGAACUUUUGAAAAUCCACUCGUUUUUUUCUUUGGAAACUAAUGUUUGUUCCCACCUCCUAGAGUACGUAAUUCAUAUUCAGAAUGCCAUUGAAGUUUUAUAAAUUUAUAAAACAGUGCUUACAUCACCUCCCUUUAUCUUUUAUGAACAAUUAUUUCCUCCUGGUGGUUGCAGCACUGAAGCCUUGCUUUGCAAAUCUCUAGGGAUGGAAUCCUCUCUUGAGUGGAAUGACUGGGCAAAAAGAACAAAGAUAAAAUAGAGGAACUGCAGUGCUAUCUAAAUGGUUUCUUUUUUAAUCAACUGACCUGUGUCAGAGCAGCAUGGUUUCUAGAAAGUGCACGCUUUAGUUUUGAUGUGGUUGAUGGUGGAAUCUAGCACGGAGAUGUACAGAAGCUGGAAUGCACUCUUUUAUCACAUAUGCAUGUAACUGCAUCUCUCAGAAGUGUUCUGUUCUUAAGCAGGGAAGAGCCAGCGUUCUCAUCUUCAUUAAGAUAAAAAGUGGUUUCAGAGGCCAGGCAACCUUAGAUCUAUUUGCAUGAACAUUAUUCCUAAGUUCUCUUACUGUGUUAGAGAGAAAAAUGUGUGUGAUUUCUUCAGCUGCUAAUAAUAUUACUAAUAAUUAUAGUUGCUUUUCUGUGGCAGUUCUUGUUUCUUGAUAUGAAAACAUUUUGAUCUGUUUAAAGCCUAUCAUAUUAACCUUAAUAGGAAAUGAGUAGUUUAUAUUUGAAAGAUAGUGCCUUCAAAAGGAAAAAAAAAAAGCUUUUUUAAACUUCUCAAACACAACUGUAAGAAGCUAAGAAGAGUCUUUUGGAAGCUAUUUAAGGAAUACAGGAAGUGUCCUGCUGUUCAGUGUUUUUCUAGAAAUGGGCUUUAAUCUUGAUCCCAUAAAAUAGUAAACAUGCACGGAGUUUAAAGCAAAGGAGGUCUCUAAACGGUAGAAUGCCUUGUGAACAACUGUCAAAUUAUAUUGAUGCUAAAAUCACUAUUAAUUACAUAUAGCUCUAAAGAGAUGUAAUUUCCCUUCUUAGUAAUUUAACAAGCUGUUUUGAUCUUGUUCCUCCAGUGGUAUGUCAGAACACGUUUUCUAGUGUUUGUACGUUAUGUAUCUUAGACUUUGUGCAAAUGUUCUGUGGCUUUCCAAUCUUGCAGUAGAGUACUUUGUUGUAAUGUUUGAUUUUCCAAUCUAUUUUAAAUUGCACAAAAGAAUUCCUAUGUAAAUGUGAUUAUGUUAUCAAGCAUUAAAAGGUAAGGAGUGCAAGAUAUGAGAUUAUCCUUGCAGUUUAAAUGCUUCUCCAUUCCAAAUUACAUGUCAUAGUAAUGUUCCUUUCUCAUCUGAAGUAUACUCAUAAUUCUUUAUCCCCAUCUGAUUUUGUCCUAGACACUUUCCAAAUCUCAUUUCUAACUAUCUUGUCGUUUUUCUGCUUGCCCUCUGUAUAUCCUAGCUUCUCUUUCAUGCUGUGUGAGCCCAACAGUUAAGAGCUAAGGAGAGUUUUCUUGUUUCCAACACUGAUAUUUGAAACUAAAACUGUACUUUUUGGAAAAAUCUGCCUCAGCCUGAAGCACGAGCAUGUUUAGUGGAACACAAUCAUUGGGAAAAGCUAGUUUCUUAAAGUAUCUCUUAAACAUAUGCCGAGAGCCUACAGCUUGGGCCAAGUUGGGGCAGCUUUUCAGUAAGACAGGAAAUUAUUGUGUCACAUGUCAAGGUCUUCCUCUAGUAAUGUAUUAUAUUUUUAUUAAAAAAUAGAAAUGCACACACCUGGGGAUGGCUGACAUUCAUUUUCUGUGAGUUUUUUUAAAUUAUCUGAGGCAAGUAGCUAGAAUGGAGUGUUCCUCUCAAACCAUUUAUAUUUGGCAAAGAGAAAUGACCGAACAUUGUUUCUUAUAUGGUGUAUGUGGUGUUGGACACUCCUGACUUGUGCACUUUAUUACCAGCUUCAUAUCUUACAGGUGUGCAGCAGAAGUAGCUUUGAACAUAAAGGCCAGAUUCUGUUUUCUAGAAUGCUGCCAUUCUGUUAAUUUAUGUAAGAUUAUGGGAAGUGUCAGUUGGCAUAGAACUUAACCUUCGGUAUGUAAAAAAAACUCCAGAAAGUUAUGGAAACUUCAUUUUUCUGAGCUUUUGGUUUUGGUACUGUCGUCUCUCUACCAUGAUGCUCAAGUUAAAGUAUCACAUCUGUUUACCACUUCAAACAGCUUUAUUUCUUUUUUAAAUUGUUGCCUUGUGUUUGGUGUGUAAUAUAUUGGAUUUUAAAACAUUUGUGAAGAUGGGAAAAUGGCAAAGACCAAGAAGCAAUAGCUUUCUUAAUGCAUUAACUGAAAGAUAAUGUUUUAUAUACUUUCUGGUGCUGGGAUUGAUUAAUUGAAACUGACUGAAGCACUUUUGCAGGUGGUGUUUUUUUGCAUGCUAAUCCUGCAGAGAAACAAAGUGUUCAACACACUAUGCUGGGUCAGCAAAAACAAGAAAGUUGUGCUGGAAAGACAGUAUCCACAGUGAUGCCUGAGUUCUCCAAUGUUGCAUGCUAUAUGUGUAGUGAGAGCAAACAGAAAGACAUACAAAAAGAAGGCAAAAAAGAUUGGAAUAAACUAAAUUUGAAUGACUUGUGAAGAAAAGAGAGCCAUGAAUGAGUGGCAGCCCAGUGGAAGGUGUCCAUUCUUCCAGAGGACUCUCCUCAGCAUGACUUUGUCAGAAGUUUGAUACAUCAUUGAUUUUUAUUGGUAUAUCAUUGGCCAGUCCUAUACAGUUUUAAGAUAAACACAAAUCCCCUGUGGACAUAAUACAAACUUUUCAGAAGAAAAGUCAGUUUAGGACCAUUGCUCCAAAAAUGGUGCCAAAAGUUUUAACAUCUGGAAUGGUUUCUUGUCUUCAGUCAUCUUUGCCUGAACAACGUACAGCGAUUUCAGCAGCAGGUUCUAAACCACUGGUGGUACCAGCUCAAAACUAUGCCAUCAUGCAGGUUGCUGGGCAUCAGGGUAGUUUUUCUCUUUUGGCCUUGCCAUACAUUACCCCUGCCGUGAUACAGCCAAGCCAGCCAACAAAUGUGGCCCAUUCUGAAAACCAAAAGUUGCCUAUCCCUCGCUACCAGUCUGUGAGAAACAAAUUGCUUUGUGACAAUAAAACAAGCCAAGCCUCUGUUUUGAAUACACAGAGCAAGGUAUCUACCAAAGGACAGAUCUCAUUGCAGACUUCCCCCGUGACUACCUUAGCUGAAGACUGUCCAAAAACUCAUUGUAGCUCAGAUUCAACUGAGCCAGUGAUGCUAACAGACCAUAAUUCAUCUGAAAUGAUGGUUUCUACAUUACAAAGAAAGAACACUUGUGUGGAAUCUGGAUCUCCUUCAGUGAACAAAACAAAAACUGCUAUCAGUAAUGUUUCUGGACCAUCUAUAGUUAAGGAGUCUUUAAGCAAGCCGGAAAAUUCAAGUAAUCCUGUGAAAUUCAGCCUUGACUCUGUGAAGACAGCAUCUGCAACCACGAAAGAGUCAGUCAUUAUGUCAGAGAAGCUAAAGGGAGCACCCACAAAUUCUGCAAAUUCUGUUUCUAUCCUGUCACCAGCAGUUUUUGGCAGUACAGUACAGAUGACUCCACCAGCACCAACGGGAAAACUUCCUAUUUUGCCUUACUCAAGAAUGAAAAAUUCAGCGUUUUGUAAAUCACAAAGUACUAACGCAAAGGAUACAUCCGGUAUUUCACCGAGACCUGAAUGUGAAAAGACACCAGCUUUGGUGAAAACCUUUCACGCCCCUGCUGAAGCAUCUGAUAAACAAUUGGCUGCAUCUUUGACUCAAGCCCCCAAACAAACCGUUCCGGAAAACACUUUCUCUCCAUCCAAUGAAGUGGAUGUUGACAGCCUUAAAAAGUUGAAUGGUGCACCCUCUAAAAGGAUAGGCAGGAAGAGAAGAGUCCAAGAUGAUUUAUUGCCUUUUCAGGCCAAGCGAAGGAAAUGCAUCGUUAAUAAAUUCAGAGAAGUAAGAGAGAGGGUGAAAGCUGAUCUUCAGCCACCUGAAGACAAAAAAGCAGAGGCAGUGAAAAAAUACCGUAAUAUUAGACCCAAACCAGUGGUAGUUGUGCAGGCAAUUGCACCGCUGCCUUCUACGGCACUGGUGGAGGAAAGGUCUCCUGACCUUUCAAACAAAGGUGUUUUUUUAAACAGUUCACUUGCCAGUAAAUAUUCAAGUUAUAAAUAUAACGAUACCACAUCAGCUACAUCAAUUGAUUUGGGUAGAAAUGUGUGCUCAGCUGUACCCAAGCCAUGGCAUAGGUGUCAUGUAUGUAACCAUAAGUUCCAGUUCAAACACCAUCUUCAGGACCAUAUGAAUGCACACACAAACAAACGACCCUACACGUGUCGAAUUUGCCGGAAGGCUUACAUUCAUUCUGGAAGCCUGAGCACGCAUAUGAAACUUCAUCACAACGAAGGCAAGCCCAAAAAGUUUGUGUGUUGUGAAUUCUGUGCUAAGAUUUUUGGCCAUGCAAAAGUAUACUUUGGUCACCUAAGGGAAGUGCACAGGGUUGUUAUUAGCACAGAGCCCUCUGGUAGUGAGCAACAGAUGCAAGAUGCGUUGAGGAACAGGGACACGAAUAUAAAAGAGGCAGAAGAAGCAACAGAAAGGGGAAGUAGAUGCGAUUUUGAAGAUCUAUUCCAUAAUCCAGGAGAAGUUAAAUUACAGAUCAGAUGUGGUCAGUGUCAGUUCAUUGCACAGUCUUUUGGUGAAAUGAAGUUUCACUUGUUAUGCUCUCAUGGAGAAGAGAUCCAGGGAAGAGUAAAGGAAGGAGCUCUGCAAGGAAAUAGAGGAACUAGGGGAGAACUUAUCAAACAUGCCGCUCACUUCUGGAAACAGCGCAGUGAAAGAAGACUCUUGGCAAAAUGCAGUGACAACGAGGAGGAGUUGUAUACUUUUCCAAAACUGAAAAGACAGAUAUACCUUCACCAUCAAAGUGAUGUUGAUACAUUAACUAAAAGUGAAAUGACUCAGUCAGGAAGCAGUGAAGCAGACAAGGGGAUGCAAAAUGUAGGUUGUGGGGCGCCAAGCAAAAAGAUUGAAUUCUGGUCUAAAGCUGGAUAUAACUGCAUUUUAUGCAAGCAGUUAUUUGGAAGAAAGGAGGAUCUUUGUAAUCAUUGGCAAAGUCAUCAUAACUGUGAAGACUCUUCUAUUUUAUGGACAAUUUUUAGUUUGUUCUCAAAACAGGGAAUUUUUGAACUUUCUAGCAUUGGUGAAUAUUGAGGCUCAGUUCUACAGUGCUGCGUUGAUGAACGUGUGAGGAAUUUGCAGCAGCAAAUACUCAAUGCUAAUGGUUAAAAUGAAUAAGAUGCUUAAGUUCCAUUACACUUAUACACAGAAAUAAAUCAGUUUAUAUGAAGUAAUCCCAAUCUUGAACAAAAUGGCAAACCAGAUUGAAAGUGUGAUUUCAGUCCCGACUGUGCUUCUAGAUUUCAUGCUAAAACUCUGUUACUGCAGUUCAGUAGAAAAUUUUGAAGAUACAUACACACAACCUGCAUUCCAGAGCAUAGUUAUCUUUAAAACCCCUUUACAUUUUGUUUUCUGAAUUUCAGUCUUUUUGGACACUAAGUUUCUUAGGUGUUACGUUCAGUCCUUGUAAUAGCAGGGAUUUUUGGACUUCAAUGUGAAAAAUCUACAGUUCUUUUUUUUUUUUUUUCCCAAGCCCUUUGAAAACAAGAGUUACUCACUACCUGUGGAGAUGGAAUUCUCAAAGCUUGACUGCUGUAUGAAAAUGAAAAAAAAAAGUUGAUUUUAAAAAUAGUAAUUUGAGCUUGUUACUGCAGGGAAAUCUGAUGUUCUGCAAUAGAUCACAUGCUUCACUGUGAACUUUAAGCACUUUCCAUGUUCCUCCAGUGGCAGCAGCGCUAUUGCUGAGAACACCUUUAGCAGCACUCUGCCUUUAACACUCUUGAUAUAUCUCUUCUAUUUUUGUGUAGUUGGCCCACACAUAGCUGCAAUGGGAAAUUGUUCCUCUGAGUCUAUGAUGCAGGUAAUAAGGUUUUUUUGCUUGUAUUUCCGCAUCUACUGUACAGAUGGAUCCAGAGGCCUUUCCCAGCCGUUCUUUGUGAGCUGAGAAGUCACUGUAUCACUGUUCAACAGAAAUCAGCAUAUCAGAAGGCAGACUGAAAAAUACACCAGUACUAUUUCUAAACUACUGCUCCAUUCAUUUCUUCUUGUGGUCAAACUGUAAUUGAGGGAUUGGAGUGAUGAAAGAAUCAUUCCUAAAAUGCCUUGCGUGGCCUCUCACUGUUUUGCAAAAAAAUUUUAUGAAGAGAUCUAAAAAAUGUUGGGGAUUUCAAGGGGAAUUCCAGAAGCUGUUGGAAUAUUUUGUGUAUGUUUUUUGUUUUUAAACAGUAAAGGCAGCUUUCUGA